Molecule: messenger RNA, 711 nt
Organism: Sphaeroforma arctica JP610
Lineage: Eukaryota; Ichthyosporea; Ichthyophonida
Exons: 1
Coding region: 1-711 (236 amino acids)
Source: RefSeq, a predicted model, not a curated record
AUGCCUUUGCUAACGUUACGAGGUGACCCGCAGACCCUCAAGGAGGAGCGCAAAACUGAACUGCGCCUGAGAAUCAAAAUCCUAAUUGGAAACAGAAGCAUAGACCAUCCCGGAAAUUACCCACAAGAAAUAGAUGAGAUAAUCUAUUCUCAAUCUGAGUUCACAGAACUAGAUUUUCUGCAUGAUAUUUUAUUAUCCGGUGCGCGGACUGGCAAUAUUGUAUUGUUGGAGCACUAUUUGAACGACACAUCUCUUACCAUUAAUAAUUUCAAAGUCGACGAAUCGGGUGAUAACUUUUUACACUUGAUAUGCCGAAGUUUUUAUAGCCGGGAUAGGGACUUGAAUGAUUUCUUGUGUGAUAAUUUUGGCAGAACACCCUUAGAUGAAAUCGUCAGAGAUUUAUUGCUACAACGUAACGAUGAAGGCCUGACACCCUUGCAAGUGUGUGCAAGGGAGGUGGACGCCCCGACAACAAUGGCCAACCUAUUCGGACCACUUGGAGACCGGAGCGAGAGAGAAGCGCGCUACGCAAGUAUGGCUAAACUCUCACUGCCGUAUUACGAUUCUGACAUUGGCAACGAAGUAGCCAUCUUCAAUCCAUACGACACAAAUUUAUUUGGCGGUAGAGAGAGCCAGCAGGACCUGAUGCAGCCGUACAGGUAUGUUAGAAUGUUCGAUGCUGGCAUGACAUGUACCAAUACCAGAGAUUGA